AUGGACUUGCAGCUGAGGUAUCUCCAUUGGGAUGGAUACCCUCUGACAUCUUUGCCUAGCAAUUUUCGUCCACGAAACCUUGUUGAAAUUAACCUGUCAUCUAGCAAGGUUAACCAACUGUGGAGAGGAGAGCAGAAUCUCGUCAAUUUAAAAGAUGUCAACCUCAGCCAUUGUGAGCACAUAACUUUCCUGCCAGACCUUUCAAAGGCCAGAAACCUUGAGAGAUUGAAUCUUCAAUUCUGUAAAAGUUUGGUUGAGUUUCCUUCAUCUGUUCAGCAUCUGGACAAGCUUGUUGAUUUAGAUUUGAGAGGCUGCAAAAGACUAAUCAAUCUUCCCAGUAGAAUUAAUUCAAGUUGUCUGGAGACUCUGAACCUUUCUGGUUGUGCAAAUCUCAAGAAGUGCCCAGAGACUGCAAGGAAACUGACAUAUUUAAAUUUAAAUGAGACUGCUGUUGAAGAGCUUCCCCAAUCAAUGGGGGAACUCAACGGACUUGUGGCGUUGAAUUUGAGGAACUGCAACCUCUUGGUGAAUCUUCCAGAAAACAUGUAUUUGCUGACAUCUCUUCUAAUUGCUGAUUUCUCUGGCUGCUCUUCUAUCAGCGGGAUUCCCGACUUUUCGAGGAAUAUAAGAUACUUGUACUUGAAUGGAACAGCAAUAGAAGAACUUGUUGCACAUACUGGACCGAAA
Molecule: messenger RNA, 687 nt
Organism: Populus euphratica (Euphrates poplar)
Lineage: Eukaryota; Viridiplantae; Streptophyta; Magnoliopsida; Malpighiales; Salicaceae
Product: protein SUPPRESSOR OF npr1-1, CONSTITUTIVE 1-like
Exons: 3
Biological process (GO): defense response
Source: RefSeq, a predicted model, not a curated record